Messenger RNA from Angiostrongylus costaricensis, 706 nucleotides. Lineage: Eukaryota; Metazoa; Nematoda; Chromadorea; Rhabditida; Metastrongylidae. The record is from the annotation of a GenBank genome assembly.
ACAACAUAUGUUACUUGUAACUGUACUCGCCAUCUUUUCAACCACUGCAUUCGGCCGAUACUGCGUUGACGACAGGAAGGAAUGGUGUCGUGGACACGACAUUUGGGGUUGGUGCUUCCAUAAUAAAACUGAUGGUCGGUUCAAUUGUGACGAUGAUGGCUUCUGCAGUGGACAAGAACAACUGAAGAACAAGAAAAGCACCGGUUGCUUUUUACGUGGUAACAAUACCGUUUGCUGUUGUAACGAAGCGGAUGGCUGCAACCUGGGUUUCAUACCUAUCACGCCCAAGUACAUUGUUGGACAACAAUGCACAAACACAGUGGAGAAACCAAACGAGGAUUUAAAAAUAUUCAAAGCAUGUGAUGAUCCAUGGUGUUUUGCCUUUCUGAGUGCUGUAAGUGGCUUAUUCCUAAACUCAGACUUAGUACUUAUCACUUAUCGAUGUGGCACGAAUAUCCAUGUCAAUGUUCAGGAUAUUAGCGGUGGAUUGACGACAGUGCAACGAGGUUGUCGAUCACGUAAAACACUUAUGCAUCAUAUUUCAAAGGAUGAACACGAGAAGCACAAUAACAAUACAAAAUGGUUGGAAACUGAACGCCUUGUUGGAUUACCGUCGUGUACUGACAUAACAUGGAAUGCCGAAUAUACAAACGGAACUCAAUCUAUGUGUCUUGAUUUCAACUUCAUGGUAAGUGACGAAAUCUAG